AUGCCGUCUCUCACAGGAAAGGUCAAGACCUGGCUCCAGCGCCCCAAGCCCGCAGAAGAGGAGCAAGUCCAAGUCGAGACUCCACUGGAUCCUCAUGCCAUGGAUAUUGCUGCAGAGGCGGUCAAGCGCCUGGAGAAGGGAGACCGCUGGGAGUCUGUCCAAUCGCAAGUUGAUGCUCGGCGCAGGAUGCAUGCCCAGCGUCAGGGCCAUGAUCGUGUGCUGGCCGGUGACUGGCACUUCGGUCCGGACAAGCUGUUGUACCAGCACCCAAAUCCCUACAUCAAGCGCGAGCCCCACAAAGUCCAUAUAAUCCAUGGAACGCGGGAAGAGCUGGACAUGUUGGAGGAGGCUGGCAUGACCAGCCAGAGCGAUGAAGAGUUUGUCGCCUCAUACUUCCCCAAUGAGCCUGUCGUUCAGCGUUUGUUUGCGCAAAAGCUGACCAUUCCUCAGCGUGCCCAUUGUAGAACGCCUCCUCAGGCGCGAGCCACACAUGGCCGCCCAGUUGUGUCCACCUCUCACAAUGGCGAGGAACGAGUUUCUGCCGGCGCUGUGCGUCGACAGCAGACGGUGCCUGCUCGCACCAGCAACCUACCAUCUCUGGAGCGAAGGGAGACACUAGCCGCGCAUGGUAUUCGCCGAAGGAACGCUAUUCGCGUAGGCUCUGCCGGCUCUAGAGGGUGCAUGGAUUAA
Molecule: messenger RNA, 690 nt
Organism: Emericellopsis atlantica
Lineage: Eukaryota; Fungi; Ascomycota; Sordariomycetes; Hypocreales; Bionectriaceae
Exons: 1
Coding region: 1-690 (229 amino acids)
Source: RefSeq, a predicted model, not a curated record